AUGUUGAUUCAGGAAUCUCACAAAGAUGUGCCUACGCAGCACGGCGGCGACAUGCGUAUCUUCAUCUUUCACCCGACCAUACCGAACUAUCCCAAGGCCAAGUUUCCCGGUGUCGUGAUCUUCAGCGAGAUCUACCAAGUGACUGGGCCUGUCGCUCGCUUCGCCAGGCAGAUCGCAUCCCACGGCUACAUCGUCGCCGCACCAUCUUCCUACCACGAGUUCACCGGUCCCGAACCACUCGCCUACGACGGUCCUGGUACAGACAAGGGUAAUGCUUGGAAGAUUGAGAAAAAGGUAUCCGCCUACGACGAGGACGCAACCCUGAGUAUCGAUCUUCUUGUCGGCUUAGACACUUGCAAUGGCAGGAUCGGUGCGACGGGAAUGUGUCUUGGUGGUCAUCUAGCUUUCCGUGCCGCCUUCGACAAGCGUGUGCUCGCCAGUGUGUGCUACUUCGCUACUGACAUUCACUCGAAGACUCUAGGAGAAGGCAAGAAGGAUGAUUCGCUUGAGAGAGCUGCUCGAGGCGACAUUAAGGGCGAGACGAUCAUGAUCUUCGGCAAGCGCGACACUCACGUCCCUCCAGCAGGCCGAGACCUCAUCCGCAAGACCUUGCACGAGGCCGGCACGACUUUCUCAUUCUACGAGCCUGCUUGGGCACAACACGCCUUCAUCAGAGACGAGCUGAGCAAAGGACGAUACGAUCCAGCUGUUGCAGGAAUUUGCUUCCAAAUGCUGCUCGAGCUGUUUGGCAGGACUUUGAGUGGCGAUCUUGGUCCAAGAGUGAACGACAGUGGCGAGGUGGAAGACGUGUGCUAG
Molecule: messenger RNA, 816 nt
Organism: Fulvia fulva
Lineage: Eukaryota; Fungi; Ascomycota; Dothideomycetes; Mycosphaerellales; Mycosphaerellaceae
Product: Putative carboxymethylenebutenolidase
Exons: 3
Coding region: 1-816 (271 amino acids)
Molecular function (GO): hydrolase activity
Source: RefSeq, a predicted model, not a curated record